Messenger RNA from Cladocopium goreaui, 1121 nucleotides. NCBI's taxonomy places the organism in Eukaryota, Dinophyceae, Suessiales, Symbiodiniaceae. The record is from the annotation of a GenBank genome assembly.
GAUACAACUGGAGGGACGUCCACAACGACCUUGAAGCAGGUCUCUACGCCGGAAACUAUGGCUGGGACCAUGCGGCCUACUGGGGCAUUGCGGAGGCGAAGGCAGGGGUGGACCUCAAGGAGUGGUACAAGACGCGCACCGAGGCCGAGUUCUACUUGCCAGAAUUCAAGGAGCUCAUCGAUGAUCCCCAGACGCACAGGGACUGGGAUCGCAUCAGCACCUUUGACCCCUUGGGCAUGACGGCGCAUCCUCCCACCAUCGCGGCAUGCAAAGCCAAGCUGGACAUUCCAGAACUCAAGGGACUGGUUCCAGAUGGGCAGAUCGUGUUGCCGUCCAAUGAGAUUGUCACCUCCAAAUGUGCGAUCAGCUACGCCUGGAACAUCCCUCUCAUGGCGGGACGCGUCGGUCUGAGCGAGGAGGAAUUGCGACAGGCUUUGUACAAAUAUUCCUACGACAGCCGCUUGUUGGAUCCCAAAGUGAAGACCUAUCUGCCUGCUGUGGGGGGCUUAACCAUCUACACCUUUGGUGACGCUCGAAAGCUGAAGGAUGAGAAGACCGAGGUGACGGUGCGCGUCCACGACGAGUGCAUCGGUUCGGACGUCUUCGGCAGCGACAUUUGCAGCUGCCGUCCCUAUCUGCUGUUUGCCAUCGAGGAAGCUGUGAAGUGCGCGCAGAGAGGUGGUGUGGGCAUUGUGAUCUACUUCCGCAAGGAGGGACGAAGUCUGGGAGAAGUGAUCAAGUUCCGGGUUUACAACGCACGUGUGAACCAGGACGGUGGUGAUCGCCCAGACAUGUACUUCCACCACACCGAAGCCAUUGCUGGAAUCCGCGACGCGCGCUUUCAGACCAUGAUGCCCGAUGCCUUGAAUUGGAUGGGCGUUCGGCGGAUCGAUCUCUUGUGCUCCAUGAGCAACGAGAAAUACGAAGCCAUCACCGGUGCUGGGAUCAAAGUCAUGAAGCGUGUGGAUCUUCCGGAUGACUUCAUCAAGGACAGCAUGCGGGUGGAACUGGAUGCCAAGAUUGCCAGCGGCUACCACAGUGACAAAGUGGAGGACUUAGCCAUGGACCGGGUCCAAGCAAGAAUUGUGUUUUCUGAUCGAUUGGAUGCCCGUGUGGACAUU